Molecule: messenger RNA, 3961 nt
Organism: Asterias rubens (European starfish)
Lineage: Eukaryota; Metazoa; Echinodermata; Asteroidea; Forcipulatida; Asteriidae
Product: breast carcinoma-amplified sequence 3-like
Exons: 16
Coding region: 316-3312 (998 amino acids)
Biological process (GO): autophagy; response to starvation
Cellular component (GO): cytoplasm
Molecular function (GO): protein binding
Source: RefSeq, a predicted model, not a curated record
UAUCUUGCUGACCGAAGUCGGUAACGAAUAACGUCUGCAUUUUUAAAGGUGGUAUGAUAUUUUUUAACGAGAAAGGCCUGCUGAAAACAAGCAUAAUGCUAUGAAAAGGGGGUUCUCAUACUGGAGGGACUGCAGGAAGUGAGAUUCCAGCUCUUUCUAUUCAUGCAAUUCGUGAUUGAACGGGGCGGAGAAUCUCUCUCGUUGUGAUUACGUACGUUCAUGACGAUCAGCUGUUGUGACCUUCGUUCGACUUUCGUCGUCGCUGAGUUUGGGCAAGGCUUGCUUCACGGCUUGUGACCCGGCCGGGGUGUAGGGAUGGCUUACCAGCAGUCCCCAAGCAAACGGCCCGCUUCCUCGUCUCGGGCUGGCGGGGUUUCGGUGAGAGCUCAGCCCGUUAGUGACAAGUCCUACAUGGCCAAAGUUGUGGACUUUCUUCAGGACGCUUACAGUGGCAACAAGGCAGAAGACAAAGACAAAAUUCUAUGGGUCAAAUUUGAGCAGUGUUCCUCUAAAGGACAGGUAUUAAAUCCUCAUUACAUCAAUCAAGAAGGAUCAGAAGAGCCGAUAUUCCUUGUCAUUGGUUACGCCAAUGGUGUCCAGAUAUGGAGCUUGCCGCCAAGUGGUGAAGCUCAAGAAGUUUUAUCUCUACGUCAGGGACCAGUCCGGAUUCUACGCAUCUUGCCAACACCUUACACCAGUGGGAUUAGGAAUCAUCAGCAGGAUAAGAGACCUCUGGUGGCGCUGUGUGACGGAGCAAGUUCUAGCCAGCCAUUCUGUUCAGUGAGUCUACUGUCUCUGAAGACUGGAGAACAAGUUCAUAACAUUGCGUUCAAGACGCCAGUGUGUGAUGUACUAUGUAAUAGAAGACUCAUCGUUGUAGCAUUACAAGAGAAAGUUGCAGCAUUCGACGCUGUCUCCUUCAAGAGUCGGUUCUGCAUCACCAGCUGCUUCCCUGCUAGCUCUCCUAACCUCAACCCUCUCGCUCUAGGCUCAAGAUGGCUUGCCUAUGCAGAUAGAAAGCUGGUACCAAGUCAUCAGAGUGGUGGGGGCGUGUGUCGAGAGGCAGGACAAUCAUAUAAGGCCACAGUCAUCCACGCUGCUAAGGCGAUUACCAAAGGAGUCAAAGCAUUCAGUGAGUCCAUUGUCAAGCUAGCAACCUCCAAGCGGUCUACAUCCCCUCCUAGGCAGGAAAGCUCCGUUGAUAAAGUCAACACCACACCCCUGAACACUAAGAAUGGUAUCCCAGGGAUUGUGACCGUCAUUGACACGCUGUCUGUAGAAGGAGAGUUCAACGUGACCGAGGAUUCCAGUGGGGACGGUAUAGUGGCCCACUUCCAGGCCCACAUCAACGAGUCCAUAUCAGCAUUGGCCUUUGACCCCAGUGGAUCCUUGCUCUUCACAGCGGGGUCGCAAGGUCACAGCUUUCAUAUAUUCCAAUUGAUGAACCAUCCGUGUUCCUCUGGACUAGGGGCCGUGCUCCAUCUCUACGUCUUGUAUACAGGUGAUACAGCUGCAAAGGUUCAAGAUGUUUCAAUAACCAACGAUAGCUGGUGGGUUGCUGUUAGUACAACGAGAGAAACUACGCAUGUAUUUCCCAUAAUGCCAUAUGGAGGUUUCCACUCCCCAGAGCCGAACUCCACCCUCAAUCAAACCAGUACCCUCAACAAUUCCAGCCUGAAUAACCCACGCCUUCCCCCGUACCCCCCGCCAGUCACCGUAGUCCCACUCGCCCAGAUAAAACAGCCAGCAAUCCUUGCUUCGAACGCUUCACGCCCGAGGAGUGCUUGCUCGCAGACCACCCCCGUUAGCGAUUACGUCUGCCUCAGUAUGUUCUUUGGGAGCUCCAGAGGGCACUUUGUCACCAGCUCAAAGGGGACCAGGGAAAAGAAUGAUGUCACUAAGCAAACGGCAGUUGAUUCACUGUUCAUCAUUGAUUUGCAUGGAAACCUAGCAGAAUUCGUUAUUGAACCCAAGAUGGUGCAGUCGGGCAACAAGAAGACCGAGGAGAUCUGGCUAAAGCUUGGGGUCACGCAGCAUGCCCAGUGGAACGUACAGAGAGGUAUGAAUUGGGCUGAGCACAGACCCCCUCUAGGUGGAUUCAAUCAUCUCUUAUUAACCAAUGAAGCCCAUCAUUGUGCAGCUGAUAGUUCAGGAUAUUUGCUCAAUUCAGUUCCGAGAAGUGAGUCAUCCGACAGUUUACGUUCCGGUCACAGCAGUCCAGACAGUGACUUUGAUGAACCAUGGUUAUCUCAGGUGGAGAUGGUGACCCAUGCCGGCCCUCAUAGACGCCUGUUGAUGGGUCCUCAGUUUAAUUUCAAGACAGUACCCCAGCCCAGCAGUACCACUGUACUAUCCUCAACCUCCUCUGCCUUACUCUCUGAUGGGAUGGAGACCAAUCGCACAGCGAUGGACAUGACUCAAGACGACGUCGAUCUGAGAUCAUUAAGACUGGAAAUCAUGAAAGAGCAAGAAAGGAGAAUGUUCAGCUGCCCUGAAUGCCCCAAUACGUUCCAGCACAAGAUCAGCCUCAUGAGACAUAGACAAGUGGACCAUGGCAUAGAGUUGUAUGUUUGGUGCGAAGGGUGCGACUUCAGAAGUGCAAGGAAAGACAACCUAAGAAGGCCCUAUCGCCAGAACCACAAGGAACACAUCCACGAGGUAGAUGUGGUGCCCCUUGAGACAGAGAGAGAACGGGCACAGAGGCGACGCUUGGACGGUGGGGAGGAGACAAAGGAGACAAGAAGAGUGAUGGUGAGCAGGGGCCUGGAGAAAGCGGAAACAUGGGCGAAGGCACGGGAUACCAUCAAGGAGAACCAGGCCACCAGCAAGCAACAACGGGGCGAGAAGCGUCCACGGGGAAACACGGAUGAGCAGCAGACACCCAAGUGCAAGAUUGGUAAAGGUGAUGGAGGCGCCACUCGAGGUCCUCUUGACCUAUCGGUGCCUCGACCGGAGGUAUCCCUAUCACCAGCCUCAGUGUCUCUGCUGGACGAGGACGUACCAGCCCCCGUACUUGAGCCACUACGAGGAAAGCCCAGUGGGAGUAGAGGAGAUGACGCGAAGGAGGAUAGCAGUGAGGAUGAGGAGGGAGUACUGCCACCAGAGGAGCCAGCCGAGGCAAGGGCCGUGAACAACGAGGGAGCAGCAGAGCACAGGGAGGACCUGCAACCCAUCCCUCAGGUGCCUCUUGCUGAAAUCCUCAGAGGCAGAGUGAGCCGCGUGUCUGAGGUUUCUUCCACAUUUGACUACCAAGAGGGGGUGAAGGUUCGCGAGUAUCAGUUGCUCAGGGUUUACGACGUGCGGUUCGACUAGGACUUCCGUAGGAAGUAGUUUUGAUGAGAGGCGCAUGUAUAAAGAGGCGCCAGAGGAGUUGAUGACCCUGUUGAAGUUGAAUAAAGUUAUUGGUUUUCAAUAAGUUGCUUGGAUUCUUAGGUCUUUAUGAACGGGGGCGUUCAUGCUAAGAAGGAGGCUUUGUGACGUAACUUACCCAACGAAUGAGGGCACACUCCUAGCUGCGGGCUAUAAAAGCCAUGAGCGCAACAGUCGGGUCUCUCAGUCUCCCACUCAGUCAGUUCGUCGUAUAGUUGGUGUAUUCAGCACGUGCAAGGAGUAUAAUUAGGUAGGCACGGGCGGGGCAGACGGCAUGCUGCACAGUGGGUGAAGUAGGUAGCGCGACGGAACGGAGCCGGGGAGCACGCAUCGAUGCACCGGCCGCCUCUACGAGGGAGAUCCGAGGACUCAGAGCCGUAGAGGGCGGGCAUCUAGGGAGGCGCACUAUCACGCAAUUGAGGCGUACGGCACGACGGACACCCGGAGGCUAAGCCCAGCCAGGCAUUACCCCACCGGCAGCAUUGCCUCUCAUUGACGAACAGGAGGCUAAUGUGAUUAUAGGGAUUACAUUAAUAAUUAGGGAGGCUAAUCAAUAUGGGUCCAGUUAAUACAAGAGUGAUUACACAAUAAA